Owenia fusiformis is the source of this 2374-nucleotide messenger RNA. The record is from the annotation of a GenBank genome assembly. Lineage: Eukaryota; Metazoa; Annelida; Polychaeta; Sabellida; Oweniidae.
UCCUCAUUGGGCGAUAAUAUGGGAAAUAUUGUAAUGGGUUAAAAAUGCCUAGCUUUAUCAAGAAAAUCUACUCAAAUGACGGAUUAAUGACAUCAGUAUUAUAUCGGACGACAGCAGACAUUAUUGAACAAGUAUUAGGCAAGAGAGGGUCUGUCAAAUCACUUGUCUUGAAGAGUAAUUACCAGAAUAAGAAGCAGUUGUAUGCUAUCACAUGUGAAACCCUGAAGUACAGAGAUGUCAUCCUUCAAAUUAUAGCUGGGACAGAUCUCCUGAGACAUGAGAAGUUGCUGGCCAAAAGCGAGACCAUAACAUUGGUACUUUUGUAUGACUUUCUCUUUGGAAGAGGCAUCCAGACUGGAGGGCAGUUCAAGAAAGCACUUCUAAAUCACAAAGCAGCUCUGCAAGCUGAAUUAGCCAGAUUAAAAGUGAAGGCGAAAGUAACAAAGAAUGAAGAUUUGCUCAGUGACCUACAGUCAGGCUCCAUCCCUAGAUAUGCCAGGGUGAAUUAUCUAAAGACCACUCCUCAGAAUGUGGUGCAACAUUUCCAAGAUGAGGGAUACACAUUCUCACCUAAGUCAGCUUUCAAGCAACCUGGCAGCUUCCAUAAGGCAGUGAAGGCUAUCCAAACAAUGCAGUUACUUCAAGAUCCACAUAUAGAUGGCCUUCUAGUGUUCCCACAGAAUACAGACUUCCACAAGCACCCUCUUUAUAUUGAUGGCAGUAUUAUACUUCAAGAUAAGGCUAGCUGUGUACCAGCAUAUGUUCUAUCCCCACCAAAUGGAAGUCAUGUUAUAGACUGCUGUGCUGCACCUGGGAACAAAACAAGUCAUUUAGCUGCUAUCAUGGCAAACACUGGCAAAAUAUUCUCAUUUGACCUUGAUAAGAAGAGACUUGAGACAAUGAGGUCACUGACCUCAAAGGCUGGAGUGACGUCUGCUGAGUUAACACACCAUGAUUUCUUAACUGUGGACCCCAAAGAUCCCAAGUUUGCCAGGGUGCAGUAUAUGCUUGUUGACCCUUCUUGUAGUGGAUCAGGUAUUUACAGUAGACUAGAUCCACUGACGAGUGAGAAUAUGGAAGCAGAUGAUGACAGACUUGCAAACCUGGCCUCAUUCCAAACCAAGAUUCUCACACAUGCAAUGUCAUUUCCUGCAGUUAAAAAGGUUGUUUAUUCCACAUGUUCUGUGCAUCAACAAGAGAAUGAAGAUGUUGUUGCAGCUGUUCUACGUGAUCACCGUGAUUCAUUUACACUCGACACUGUGCUCCCUGAUUGGCCACGCAGGGGACUAGAUAUUUUUGCGGGGGCAGAGAAAUGUGCCCGAAUGCAUGCAGAUGAUUUAACAAAUGGCUUCUUUGUUGCAUUAUUUUCAAAGAUUGGUGCUGUGGAUAUUGAUUUAGAUGUUCAAACGGAAAAUGGAACUCUAGCAUUUGACGGGCAGAAAAAGCAUGCCACUAAACGAAAGUAUAAUAAGGAAAUUGCUCAGCAUAAAGACACAAUUGAUAUCAAAGAUAAGGGAUCAAAAUCUAGGAAAUCAACUGCAAAACAUGAAUCCAAUGUUGCUCAAAAUGAAUUCAAGUCAAAUGAAGAGCCUCCAUCAAAAAUACCUAAAGUUGUAUUCCAAAAUCCUCAAAUAACCCAAAGUGCUCAGAAACGAAAAAGAAAAAAGGCUAGGAGGAAAUCUGAACCAGUCACAAAAACUCAUAAAAAGACUAUAAAAAGAAACGAUAUCAGUUCAAGUGUUGCAAAUAAGAGGCUAAAGAGAAAAAGCAAUGACAAUACCAGUGUUGUUGCUAAAUAGAAACGUAAGAGCCUUUAAUAAAUCAAAUUUCCAUCAUGUCUCCAAAUCAUGAUAAUUUGCUCAAUUUAAUGUACAUAUGCAAACAUAUUUUUAACAAUUUUAUGUGAGAACUUGCUUGAACGGAAGUGCAUUUUCUUUAAAAUUCAAAGUUGAUUUUUUGUAUGAGUGCUUAUGGAGGGUAGCAGUUUUGGGUCACCCUGUAAUUAUCUUUACUUUUUUCAUUGUAACUAACUACAUAGUAUUAAUGUCAUGGCACAGGUCAAUAGUAAUACUGUUUUAAAGUUAAGUCUUACUUCAAGUCUCUGGACCCCGCCCCAUCCCUUCUUUAUCCUCAACACCAGACUUGUAAGAACUAGCUGGGCACGGGUGCUGUCAUCACAGGAGGAAGUAGUUCUACUCAUUUGAAAUUUGUUGUUUCUGAGUGUAAUUGCUAUAUCUGGUAUACUACCCGCUUGGUCUCAAUUCAUAACAAAGAUAUAUUUGCAUUAAUUUACGUUUCUUUAUGUUGGAACAUUGAAUAAAACACUAACAAAGAUAUAUUUGCAUUAAUCUGCGUUUCUUUAUUUUAAAAACUU